Molecule: messenger RNA, 783 nt
Organism: Halteromyces radiatus
Lineage: Eukaryota; Fungi; Mucoromycota; Mucoromycetes; Mucorales; Cunninghamellaceae
Exons: 3
Coding region: 19-753 (244 amino acids)
Source: RefSeq, a predicted model, not a curated record
AAUUAAUUCCUUUUCAUCAUGACCACAGAUCCUAUAGCUCAACAUUCUAUCUCUAUUUCUGCCUAUAUGAGUGGACAUACUAAUGCUAAUCUUGCUUAUGUACGAUAUUUUGGAAAAAAGAAGUCUGCUAUCAAAGCCAACUUUAAAUCAUUAGAUGCUUAUGGAUUCACUAUUGAAUAUGAUACUCCGGAAGAACAAGGUCUAGAAACUGUUAUUCCUUGGCCAACCAGUUCUUCACCCCCUCUGACUACACGCGACCAGGUCAGACCAUUGUUAGAAUCCAUGGCAAAAGAGGCAGAAGAAGCAUUAGGCAUGCCUAGUUCAUUACAAGGACCACCACCUAUUCAAGCUAUGUUAAAAGCUCAGGCAUUGGAGGAAACCGAACGACAAAAGGAAUAUGAACGGCAAAGGAAAAGAGAUGUAUUUUAUCAUGCAGAUAGGUUUUGGCAGAUCCCGAUCAUUUUAGGUAUGUGUCAUCUGGGUUAUUUGGCAGCAAGAUCAAGAAUAGAAACUGGUCCAUGGUAUGCAGCUCAAAUUCAACAGAUCAUUGGUCUUCAUGUGAUUCAAUGGAUGUGGUCUAUCUCAGUGGGUUUACAUGUGGGUGAAUCUUUAAUUGCAUGUGGUAUUUGCCUUCAUCGUGGAUGGUAUAGUUCUGGAAAUAUUCUUCGAUGGACAAUCAGUACUUUCUUCUUUGGUUUCGCCUCUCUAUCAAAAUUAUUGAAACAUGGAAGAGAUAUGGCAAAAUUAGAUUAGUUAUAUAUAUAUAUAUUAGAUUAGAUCAUC